AUGCAGAUCAUACUUAAUUUUUUAAACAUUCUUCAUCAGGGGGAGUUGCUAUACUUGUGGUAUAUGUUGAUGAUAUCAUAA
This is a messenger RNA of Spirodela intermedia, 81 nucleotides long. The record is from the annotation of a GenBank genome assembly. Lineage: Eukaryota; Viridiplantae; Streptophyta; Magnoliopsida; Alismatales; Araceae.